GCCUCCAUUUAGUAUAAAUACCUCUCUAGCCUUUUUGCCUUGCUAUAUUUCUCACUUUUACAGUUAGCCUUUGCUGUCUUUUUAUCGCUUCCUUUAGCAUGUCGGGUCGUGGCAAACAGGGUGGCAAGGCUCGCGCCAAAGCCAAAACUCGCUCUUCUCGCGCCGGCCUGCAGUUCCCGGUGGGCCGAGUGCACCGCCUGCUCCGCAAGGGCAACUACUCGGAGCGCGUCGGAGCCGGCGCCCCGGUGUACUUGGCGGCGGUGCUGGAGUACCUGACGGCCGAGAUCCUGGAGCUGGCGGGCAACGCGGCCCGCGACAACAAGAAGACCCGCAUCAUCCCGCGCCACCUGCAGCUGGCCAUCCGCAACGACGAGGAGCUCAAUAAGCUGCUGGGCCGCGUAACCAUUGCGCAGGGAGGCGUCCUGCCCAACAUCCAAGCUGUGCUACUUCCCAAGAAGACUGAGAGCCACCACAAGGCUAAAGGGAAGUAAGGGGCACUACGAUCACUAUCUAGUCUCAAAGAGAAAACAUCAAAAGGCUCUUUUCAGAGCCACCAACAAUUUCUAUAGAAACUGCUGUUACAUUAUAAGCCGCAAGUUGCCAGGUCUUACUUGCCUUACAAGUGUUCUAGAACACCGUGAAUCUAAUAGUCUCCAUUAAGCAAUUUUCACAGUUUGAGGGUAUCUAGUCUUUCUAAAAGCUCAAGUUAU
This is a messenger RNA of Erinaceus europaeus (western European hedgehog), 710 nucleotides long. Its product is annotated as histone H2A type 1-B. The record is from RefSeq and is a predicted model, not a curated record. The coding region runs from base 99 to 491 and encodes 130 amino acids. NCBI's taxonomy places the organism in Eukaryota, Metazoa, Chordata, Mammalia, Eulipotyphla, Erinaceidae. The transcript has a single exon. Gene Ontology annotation, cellular component: nucleosome. Gene Ontology annotation, molecular function: structural constituent of chromatin; protein heterodimerization activity; DNA binding.